This is a messenger RNA of Mollisia scopiformis, 1053 nucleotides long. Its product is annotated as deoxyribonuclease-like protein tatD. Lineage: Eukaryota; Fungi; Ascomycota; Leotiomycetes; Helotiales; Mollisiaceae. The record is from RefSeq and is a predicted model, not a curated record. Gene Ontology annotation, cellular component: cytosol. Bases 1 to 1053 code for a protein of 350 amino acids. Gene Ontology annotation, molecular function: 3'-5'-DNA exonuclease activity. The transcript has 4 exons.
AUGGCGACCGAAUACACCAUUGAAGCUGCAGCUUCAGCAUCUCAGUCUUCUGUACCUAUUACGAACGGAGUGAAGAAACUCUACAAACCCCGCUACAUAGAUAUAGGCAUCAACCUCACCGACCCCGUCUUCACAGGCCUCUACUACGGCACACAACGCCACCCUAACGACCUCUCCGGCGUCCUCCAACGCGCGAAAGAAGCCGGAUGCGAGAAAUUGAUCGUCACAGGCAGUGAUCUGAAGGAAAGCCGGAAAGCAGUGCAACUUGCGAAGGAACAUCCAAGAGUAAUAUACGCCACAAUAGGCGUGCAUCCAUGCAAUUGUUCCCAAUUCACGAAAUCACCCUCGCCGUCCACGAUACUAGAUGAGCUCCGGGCAAUGGCGGUGGAGGCAAAGGCUUCUAACCACGCUGUGGCAUUUGGGGAGAUAGGGCUUGAUUAUGACCGAUUGGAGCAUUGUCCGAAGGAAGAACAGCUCAAGUACUUCGAAGCCCAACUCUCGCUAGCAACGGAAGUCCAACUCCCGCUCUUCCUACACUCACGCGCCGCGCAUGCAGAUUUUAUCCGUAUCCUGAGCUCCUUCUCCUCGCGACUUCCCCGCAAGGGAGUAGUGCAUUCUUUCACCGGAACGAAAGAAGAGAUGUGGGAUCUGGUGGAGAAGGGCUGGGAUAUUGGCGUUAAUGGGUGUAGUAUGAAGACGGCGGAGAAUUGCGAGGUGGUGCGGGAGGUGCCGUUGGAUAGGUUGCAGGUCGAGACUGAUGGGCCGUGGUGCGAGAUGAGGGCUAGUCAUGUUAGUGCGGAUUUUUUGCUGGGGAUGGGGGUUGGGCCUAAGGCUGAGGAAGAGGAAGAAGAAGAUCAAAACGGCGAACUCAAAGAAUGGAAAAGCGUCAAGAAGGAGCGCUGGGCAGAGGGUCUAAUGAUCAAAGGCAGAAACGAGCCUUGUAUGAUCGGGCACGUUGCGUGGGCUAUUGCUGGGAUUAAGGGGAUCUCUGUUAAGCAGGUUUCAGAGGCUGCUUGGGCGAACAGUGUUAGGAUGUUUGGUGUUGCUGAGUGA